GAGCCGGGAUUCGUCGGGAUCCGGUUCUGCCAGGAAUGUAACAACAUGUUGUACCCCAAGGAGGACAAGGAGAACCGGAUCCUUCUCUACGCCUGCCGGAACUGCGAUUACCAGCAGGAGGCCGACAACAGCUGCAUCUACGUCAACAAGAUCACGCACGAAGUGGAUGAACUCACCCAGAUCAUCGCUGACGUGUCCCAGGACCCGACGCUGCCCCGCACCGAGGACCACCCGUGUCAGAAGUGAGACCCCCCUGAUGUCCCCCCAAUGUCCCCCC
Molecule: messenger RNA, 277 nt
Organism: Corapipo altera (White-ruffed manakin)
Lineage: Eukaryota; Metazoa; Chordata; Aves; Passeriformes; Pipridae
Gene: POLR2I
Product: RNA polymerase II subunit I
Exons: 4
Biological process (GO): transcription-coupled nucleotide-excision repair; maintenance of transcriptional fidelity during transcription elongation by RNA polymerase II; transcription initiation at RNA polymerase II promoter
Cellular component (GO): RNA polymerase II, core complex
Molecular function (GO): DNA-directed RNA polymerase activity
Source: RefSeq, a predicted model, not a curated record